UUUUUCCUGUCCCUGGUCAGGCCAGUCCGUUCUCGCUAUCGUUACAGAGAGCUCUAAAAGUCGCAUUGCGUAAAAAUCACAAUUAAAACAUAAAACAUAUCAAUUAGACAUUAAGACUUUGACAUCUUCCUAAGUCAAAUUAGUGUUAACCCCUGACUUUAAUUAUGUUUGCAUUAUUACGUCAUGGGCCUGAGAUAAUCAUAACAGAUAACGUCUGAUUUUCAUGGCAAGGUAAUUGAUUCACAGUCGGUUAACGUAUGUUUGUUUAAAAUGGUAAAUCCUGGGAUAACUAUAUAACAACAUACAACAUGUCUCGCAGCACAUUUCGAUAAAUAGCAAAACGAUAUGACUGAAUCUGCUGGCUACCAUCAUGACCAUGCUGUCCCGGCGUUGAUCCGGAUGAAAAGAGCUAUACUUUUUGGACUUGGUGCUUUUUUUACAGCAAUACUCGCGACUGGAUUAAGAGGGGAAUGGUUGUUUAUUUUCAUCCAAGCUAAAAGACUAUGGCAAGGAGACGCAACCUGGAGGGCGGGAGUUGAGGAUCGAACGACUUUGACGGAUGAUGGCUCUGACAUUUAUUAUUUCAUGAAAGACAUACAAUAUUAUCUUCCCUUGUCAUUCGUCGGAGCAUUUUUCAUCUUUUAUGGAGUCGGCGGUUUUCUCAAAUGGUACUACUAUAUCCAACGUCGUGAGAGGGCGACAGACUGGAAAUGCCAGCCGGAUCGGUUCUUGCAGCCCGCUGAUGACAAAUUGGAAUUUUGGUUAGGGUCUUUCAACAUGGCAAUCGGUGCAAUUUCAUCAGGUAUUUUAGUCACUUAUGUCAUGAACGGAGGCGAAACUAAACUUUAUUACAGCAUUAAAGACUACGGAUGGGGCUACUUUUUUCUCUCCAUCCCUGGUUUCUAUGUGUACAACGAAGCGUCAACGUAUUACACGCACCGAACGAUGCACCAUCCAGUCUUUUACCGUCGCUAUCAUAAGCUUCAUCAUCGCUUCAAAGCUCCAACGCCCUGGUCAGCCGCUGCCAUGCAUCCAUAUGAAUUCAUAAUCUUCCAAUUUCUCCUCGAGAUACCAAUUUUCCUGGUCCCAUUACACGCAGGUGUGUAUCUCUUCUGGUUAGUUUAUGGAGUAUACCACGGUAUUCUCUCUCAUUCGGGCAUUGAUCUACACUCUGCGUUACCAUGGCAACCGAGUGUAAUGUUUCAUGACGAUCACCAUAGGUAUUUCCAUUGUAAUUUUGGAGUGAACACGAUGAUGUUUGACCGGCUUCAUAGCACACUGAGAAAAUACGAUAGAUUCUACUCGGAAACAACUUUUGGAGGGAAGGGCGCCCCCAUCCAAGAUUCGUCGACCGCCAGACUCAUUGAUAAAAAUAAAUGAUAGACUUUUCUCUUGAUGUUACUGCCACACCGGCAAAGCUGACUCCAGGCCGACCAAAGCCUUUACACUAUUUCCAAUAACAUACCAUCGGUCGGUUUUUUAGUCGUGCAACUGUAGUAUGACCUUUUCUCUUUAUGUACACGGUCACACACCACACAGGAGAACCAAUAUUAGACCGAUCAUAUCCAUUACGUUAUUACCAAUGACACAUUACCAUGGGUCGGUUUGGAGUCGGUUUCGUUGGUGUAACUGCAGGACGACCGUUUCUCUUUAUGUACACGAUCACAUCAAAAUUUUUGACUGGCUCUAUAUAAAGUGGAAUUAUUGUUUCCAAUUUCUUGGUAUUUAGCAAAUUGAUUAUUGCUAAAAUUAUGAUUAUCUUUGUAACUUGCCUUAUGAUCAAAAUUAUAUUUUUGUGCAAAUUUGAUUAGCUUGCUGUGAAUACACCAUAACAUGUCUUUCCAUUUCAACUUAAUUUGAAUACCCUACUCCAAAACCAAGGCAACCCUUAAAGACUGCAUUUUGCCAUUCAGCUUCGCAGCUCCGAAAUUAUGGAACCAACUUUUGGCACAAUCUGUUCCUGCUUUCAAAACAUUGAAGAAGACACAUUUGUUUACGGAAGCGUAUAAAGUGGAUCAUCCUUUUUUUUGUUCGUAAGAAGUAUCAGCAAUUGGAGUAAUCAAAGCGCAGUAGAGUAUAUCUAUACAGUGGCUGCGCUUUCAAAAUUUAUCAUAUUAAAAAAAAAAUUGUUAUAAAAAAUGAAUUAUAUGCUUACUAAUGAAGAAAACAUACAGUGAGGGUGAGAGAAAAUUAAUUUCAUUUUUUUUUAAAUUUACACUCAGAUUGAAAAUCGAUGUAUAAGAUUGUGGUGGGAGACCGUAAUCCCAAAUUA
Messenger RNA from Lytechinus variegatus (green sea urchin), 2272 nucleotides. RefSeq names its product methylsterol monooxygenase 2-2-like. NCBI's taxonomy places the organism in Eukaryota, Metazoa, Echinodermata, Echinoidea, Temnopleuroida, Toxopneustidae. Gene Ontology annotation, biological process: sterol biosynthetic process. The record is from RefSeq and is a predicted model, not a curated record. Gene Ontology annotation, molecular function: C-4 methylsterol oxidase activity; iron ion binding. The transcript is spliced from 7 exons. The coding region runs from base 346 to 1380 and encodes 344 amino acids.